AUGGCACACUACAGAAAAAUAGAACUACAGGCUCCAGCCGAUUACACAUAUCUCUAUGCAAACACAGUCACACUCUCUCGCCAAAAACUUGAUCUUCACCUCCCCCCUUCAGCGACGAGCGAUGACACGCCAGAUCCUAUGCGCGAACGCGUGAAGGAGUUAGUGGACGAGUACAUAAACAAAACAUUCACAUCUUCCUCCGCCUCAGUCAGCAUCAAUGGAAUCGACUCUUCUUCUCCUCAAUUUGCGUUCCCAGCCUCAUUCACUGCGCCCGAGACGGUCGAAUACGAACCCUUUGACUCGGAGCUAGCAUCGCGUGUCACAGCAUUGUACGCACAACUCGAGUCACUGACGACGAGUGUUGCACAGUUGAGACGAGAGGCACCACAAAAGGCUGCUCAGAACUAUGGGGCACAACUACUGAGGUUGAUCAACGAGGAAGGAGGGGAAGAUGGGGACGAAGACGAUGCAGACGAGGGAAUGAAUGAGUCUGAAGAUGUGACCGGGCUAGCGAAACCGAAUAAUAAUGAGGGUGAUGCUAUGGAUGUCGAUCCGGAGAAUGUGCCUGCAAAUCCAAAGCCAACACAAAAGAAUGUUUCACAGGCCGAAUACUCGACACGGUCUCGGCGCCGGCGCAAUCGUCCUGAUCCGGCGUGGAAAUUACAUAUUCCAUUUGGCACAGAUGAAGAGGCGGAGCGAUGGCGGAGUGGGGACAUUGCCGGUGUGUACGAGAAUUCAUUGCGGACUUUGCAGCGGCUGCAGGGCGAGGCGGAUUUGGGCGGCGAGGAUAGCACUGAGGGUAACGCGCUAGCAACGACUGUGGGCAAGGCCGAAAGAGCAGGCCGGGCAGCUGAAGUAGUGGAGAAUAUGUGA
Penicillium taxi is the source of this 873-nucleotide messenger RNA. RefSeq lists its product as uncharacterized. The record is from RefSeq and is a predicted model, not a curated record. Gene Ontology annotation, biological process: mitotic sister chromatid segregation. The transcript has 2 exons. Lineage: Eukaryota; Fungi; Ascomycota; Eurotiomycetes; Eurotiales; Aspergillaceae. Gene Ontology annotation, cellular component: kinetochore; MIS12/MIND type complex. Bases 1 to 873 code for a protein of 290 amino acids.